Molecule: messenger RNA, 3979 nt
Organism: Fusarium verticillioides 7600
Lineage: Eukaryota; Fungi; Ascomycota; Sordariomycetes; Hypocreales; Nectriaceae
Exons: 10
Coding region: 1-3933 (1310 amino acids)
Molecular function (GO): iron ion binding; oxidoreductase activity; FAD binding
Source: RefSeq, a predicted model, not a curated record
AUGCAUGGCACGCAAUGUGGCUUCUGCACGCCGGGAAUCGUCAUGAGUUUGUAUGCACUCAUCAGAAACUCAUACCGAGAUGGCAAAUUUCACUUGACCAACUCUGAAGUUGAGCUACAGGGCCAUCUCGACGGAAAUCUCUGUCGUUGUACCGGCUAUAAACCCAUCUUUGAAGCAGCACGAACCUUUAUCACAGAAGACCUCAACGGAACGAUAGCCGAGAUCAACGGCAAGGAGAUAACGCCCGAGAAACCCACAGAAGACGACUAUGCAACUGUUGCGCGCGAAGCCAACAAGACUGGUUCAUGCGGUCGUCCUGGAGGCUGCUGUCGUGAUAAUCCCGAUUCAAAAGGAUGUGACUCAACUGGUGUUGAUGAAUCGAACCCGAAGGAGAUGGAGACACCAAUCACAGCCCCCAGACCUCAAGAAACACCCAGUACACCACCAAAAUCACCCGACAAACCAGUGUUUGGAGAGACCUUCUUACCAUACGACCCCUCAACAGAGCCCAUCUUCCCCCCAGCGCUACGAAAGUACGAACCUCAACCAAUCUGCUACGGCGACGACAGAAGACUCUGGUUCCGACCAACAAACCUCCAACAGCUGAUCGAUUUGAAGGGCGUGUAUCCAGAAGCCAAGAUCGUUGGUGGUGCAAGUGAAACUCAGAUCGAGGUUCGCUUCAAGAAGAGAGCUUAUCGUGUUUCCGUAUUUGCUGCAGACAUCUCUGAGCUGAAUAGUUUCACCAUCGAUCCUCUGCAGAUGAAACAGGCUGAGCUUGAAUCCCUGAAGACUAUCAGUAUACCCGGAAACCUUUCCUUGUCCAAAGUUGACGAGAUGUGUACUAUCUUGUACGCCAAGCUAGGUCGAAGAGCUUCAGCACUAGAAGCCCUCCGAAAGCAACUUCGGUACUUUGCAGGUCGACAGAUCCGCAAUGUAGCCAGUCUAGCAGGGAGUCUCGCCACAGCAAGUCCCAUCUCUGACUCCGCACCCAUCCUGUUAGCAGCAGGCGCCAAAGUGAAGAUUCAUUCUCAAACCGGCGGGAUAACUGAGAUUCCGCUGUCCUCGUGGUUUCUGUCCUACAGAACUACUGCACUACCUGAAGACGGAGUCAUAGCAGAGAUUGUGAUCCCGCUUCCAAGUGAAGAGAUCGAGAUUACCAAGGCGUAUAAGCAGGCGAAGAGGAAGGAUGAUGAUAUCGCUAUCGUCACUUCUGGGUUUAGGGUUAGAUUGGAUGGGAACGGGGUUGUAGAGGAUGCUGCUUUUGCUAUCGGUGGUAUGGCGCCUACGACUGUAAUGGCUGAGAAAGCGCAGAAGGCUGUCGUAGGGAGGAAAUGGUCUGAUAUGAAGACCUUGAAUACGGGAAUUGAUGCUCUGUUGGAGCAGCUUCAGCUUCCAUUUGGUGUCCCUGGCGGCAUGGCGCACUACCGAAAAGUUCUUACUGUCUCCAUGUUCUUCCGCUUCUGGCACGAAGUCGUUCACGAUCUCGGUCUCGGUGAAGUCGAUGCCGAUCUCAUUGAGGAGAUUCACCGCGGUAUCUCAUCCGGAAAUCGUGACAACUUCACUUCUUCGAUGUUGAACAGAGGUACCAAGGAAGUCGGCCGUCCCAUUCCUCACCUCUCUGCCGUCAAGCACUGUACCGGCGAGGCAGAAUAUGUGGACGAUAUGCCACGCCAGCACAACGAACUCUUCGGAGCCCUGGUCAUGUCUAAAGCAGCUCACGCUGAGAUUCUCGGGGUCGAUUACUCAGUCGCCCUGGAGAUGCCAGGUGUAGUCGGAUACAUCGACAAGGACAGCAUCACCAAAGAGCAGAAUACAUGGGGCCCCGUCGUCCUUGAUGAACUCAUCUUUGCAGAUGGAAAGUCCAACUACUACGGCCAAGUCAUCGGUAUGAUCUACGCCGAGACAGCGCUUCAAGCUCGUGCUGCUGCCGAUGCCGUCACAGUAACAUACAAACGCCUCCCUCCCAUCUUCACAAUCGAUGAAGCCAUCAAAGCAAAGAGUUUCUUCAAACACGGCAAAGAACUUCGAAAGGGCGAUGCUCUUAGUGGUUCCCUUGACGGAGCGUUUAGUAAAUGCGCUCACGUCCUCGAGGGCACCACCCGCAUGGGCGGCCAAGAGCACUUCUACCUCGAAACCAACGCAGCCCUUGCAAUUCCUCACAUGGAAGACGGAUCAAUGGAAGUCUACAUCUCGACGCAGAACCUCAUGGAGAACCAAGUCUUCACCGCUCAAGUCCUCGGCGUGCCUAUGAACAGAGUCAACAUGCGCGUGAGGAGAAUGGGUGGUGCUUAUGGAGGUAAAGAGUCGCGAACUACGGCCCUUUCGAUGUAUCUUGCUCUCGCGGCGCAGAAGACGGCGAGGCCUGUGAGGAUGAUGCUGAAUCGCGAUGAGGAUAUUGCUUUUAGUGGACAGCGACACCCGUUCCAGUCAAAGUGGAAGGUUGGUGUUGAUGAGAAGGGUAAGAUACAGGUCUUGGAUAUUGAUAUCUAUAAUAAUGCCGGUGCAUCGUUGGACAUGAGCGGCGCAGUCAUGGACCGGGCUUGUACGCACGUCGACAACUGCUAUCACAUUCCUCACGCUUGGAUCCGUGGACACGUUUGCAAGACAAAUACGGUCAGCAACACAGCGUUCAGAGGCUUCGGUGGUCCGCAGGGAAUGUACAUCACUGAGACUAUCAUGUUCAAGAUCGCAGAGGCUCUGAACAUGGACGUUGAUGACCUUCGAAUGCGGAACUUGUACGAAGUCGGUCAGCGAACACCUUUCCUGCAGGAGAUCACAGAUGAUUUCCAUGUUCCUACCAUGAUGGAGCAGCUGAGUUCGUCUUCCGAGUUUGAGAAGCGCAAGUCUGCCAUCAAAGAGUUCAACGCCAAGAAUCGCUUCAAAAAGCGAGGCAUCUCUAGAAUUCCAACCAAGUUUGGCCUAAGUUUCGCAACUGCCCUUCAUCUCAACCAAGCAGCAGCCUACGUCAAGAUCUACGAAGACGGCUCCGUCCUUCUCCACCACGGCGGCACAGAAAUGGGUCAAGGUCUCUACACCAAAAUGACCCAAGUCGCCGCCGAAGAGCUCAACGUGAGCGUUAAUUCAAUCUACAACAAAGAGUCCCAAUCCGACCAAGUCGCCAAUGCUUCACCGACCGCUGCAUCAUCUGGCAGCGACAUCAACGGCCAAGCUGUGAAGAAUGCAUGUGAUCAGAUCAAUGAGAGGCUGAAGCCGUAUAGGGAGAAGUUUGGUAAGGAUGCUAGUAUGGCGGUUAUUGCGCAUGCGGCGUAUAGGGAUAGAGUUAAUCUGGCGGCCAACGGGUUUUGGAAGAUGCCGAGAAUUGGGUAUGAGUGGGGAAAUUGGAAGGAUCCUUUGCCUAUGUACUAUUACUUUACACAAGGAGUGGCUAUAUCUGAGGUAGAGCUGGAUACUCUUACGGGAGACUCGACAGUAUUGAGAACCGAUCUAAUGAUGGACAUCGGACGAUCCAUUAACCCAGCAAUGGACUAUGGUCAAAUCGAGGGCGCUUUCGUCCAAGGCCAAGGCCUCUUCACAAUGGAAGAAUCCCUCUGGAUGAAAUCCGGCGAAAUCUUCACCAAAGGCCCAGGAACAUACAAAAUCCCCGGCUUCUCCGACAUCCCCCAAGUCUUCAACGUAAACACCCUCCAACACGACUCCCAAGGCAACCCCAUCAAUUGGUCAAAACUAGGCUCCAUCCAAAGCAGCAAGGGUGUAGGCGAACCUCCUCUAUUCCUGGGCUGUGCGGUGUUCUUCGCUCUAAGAGAAGCAGUCAAAUCUGCGAGGGGGAUGAAUGGUGUUGAUGAGCCUUUGGUGCUGGAUGCGCCGUGUACGGCGGAGAAGUUGAGGUUAGCUGUUGCGGAUGAUCUUGUGAGGAGGGCAGUUGUUGAGAAGAAGGAUGAUGAGCAAGAAUUCUUUAUAAGGAUUGAGUCUUAAUAUAGAGAUAAAGCUAACUAGAAUUAUACAAUGUAUAGAGGUUGAG